CAGGAGAGCAGCUGCGGGAGUCGCCUCUGCGCUGCCCGGCAGCAUGUUUUCCCUCGGCAGACCCAGCCCCUGGGUCCCCGCACGUGUGCGCACCACCUCGGGAGCCCUGUGCUCUGCCCAGCCCUAGUCUCGCCUAGCCAGGCGUGGAGACUGGCCCUCAGGAAAGGGAGAAGCGCUGAUGGAAGGAGGCACUGGCCUGCUUUCCAGCCUAACGAAGCAGCCUUGGCUCGGGAACAAGGGGGCACCAUGCCGUGUCCCAUGGGGCUGUCACUGCUUUCCUUUGUCUGCAUCCGCUGUUGUCUCUUGUAAAAUCCUACGGUGACGAAAUGGAAACAAAUAACGAUCCUGUUUGCUGUACUUCUUUACUUUGUGUCUCUUCCACCUGGCUGUGGUCUCUCUGGUUGUGCUGCUGCUCCUAGGUUGUAAGCUCUCUGGGCAGGGACGGUGCUCUACUAUGUCUGUUAAGUGCUGUAUGCAUCGCCGUGGUGUAUAAAAACAAUACCAUAAUCACCUCAAUGCUUACUCUUGAUCCCUUUCACUGUCUAAGUCCCAAUACUAUUGACAUACGAGUAGAGUUCCUUCUGUCAGAGGUUCCUGUUAGUUAGCUUUUUUUCUUUUCCCAGAGCUUACAAAUACCUCGAUGUAAUGCUCAUCGACACUGAUAAUGUGAUAAAGUUUCUCACUUACUUCCUCCGUUUUAGUUCAUCCACAAAUGGGAGAAGGCAAAAAAACUACCCUAUUUAACAGUUGUUUUGAGCCAUCAGUGGUGAAAAACACAGGCAAAUUAUUGCACGUGGUGUGCCUUGUCCAGCCUAGGAAGAUCUUGAUACCUGGUAUUAUCUGUAACUUCCUGAAAUGCAUACUUGGUUCGCUUCAGGAGGUAUGGUCCCCUCAGUAUUUACCAAUUCAUUAUAACGUCUAUGUAAUGUGCAAGACAUGUCAGCAACUGCAUGUGUAGUUAUGUGUUUUUAAGGAGGAGAGAUGAAACUCUUAAAAACCGGUUACUGUCUUAGGGAAUACAUAAUGAAGUUCAUGGCUUGGAGCCCUAGGAACCCUUGGACUCAUGUGGUUUCUCGCACUGAAUGACCGUAAAGUGAAUCUGAACUGCUGCCUUGUUUUCUUCAGGAUGGUUGAGCUAACUUUGCUACCUCUGUGGCAGCUAGCUAAAAUGAUUAUAGAGGUCACAGUGGGGUUAGAGUUCAGAAGAAAGCAUGAGUAAACAAAUGUUAUGCAACAUCCUCAGCUGCUGAGGUGAUUAAGCGUACAUGAUUGCAUUAGUGCAGUCUUUGUAGCAGAUGCUUUCACCUGUGGGCUUAAAUACUGUCAUCUGCCUUGUUCUGAACAGAGGCUGUAACUCCAGGUUUCUGCAAUGUUCCACACCUGCCCUUGGAAAGCGGGCCUCUGAAACAUCUUCUGAAAUUUUGGAAGGACCAAGUGUUCCUCAGUCCUAGCCUACAUCGCACUGAUGUCACAAUAUUAUUGGUGACUUAGCUAGUUCCUGGUAAUUCUUGACCUAACAUCUAAUUCUUGAUUUAACAUCUCCUACCAUUCUGCUCUUCUGAAAGGGCCAGUGAUGUUUUUUAUGGACAAGAAGGGGGAGCAAGGAUGAAUAAACCCAAAUUAAUUUAAUGUGCAAUCCAAACCAGAGUUUUAAUUUAAGAGAUGAAGUACGAGGGAGCCUACUGUUAGGGCUGUUCUGUUAUCCAGCCCCGUUAAAAAAACUUACAGACAAGAUUGUGCUUCUGCUGCCGAACUUUGUUGUGUAGGGUGCCUCCGAAGGCCUGAAUAGAGUUAAGUAACUGAAAUAGAUGGUGAUUCUUUAAAAAGCCUUGUCGUCCCUGUCCCCGCCCCAGUUAUUGCCAGUGCAUUUAGGGCUGUCAAAAGAGGAGCAAUCUGUAGUGCUUGACUCGGCAGUGGUGUUUCAGUAACUUCCCUGAGGGGGAAGAAGGGUGACUAAGAGAGGAAAAGCCUGGCUGGCUUUUCUCUCCAGCUGGCAACAGUUAAUGAUGAUUAAAUAGAGCUUUGUUGUUUCAACUGACUUUCUUUUGCAUAACUGUUGUUAUGCUGAUGAAAGAGUACUAAGGGCUAAAAUAAUCUGGCUGAGGUAUUACAUUUAGCUUGGGAUAGACUGAGGAACAAAAUCCAGGAGUUUCUGACUCUUAGCCUGUGGUUCUCUGAACUACAGAAGUUGUUAUUAGAGGAGCACUGGAGCUAUUUUAUAUGGCAGAAGUUUUUUAAUAAAUGCCUUUUGUUUAGACUAUGUGAAUUAUGUUUCUGUAAAUGUUGAUAUAAACUACCUCUAAGGGCAACAGAUGCAGCUAAUAUUAUGAAUAUGGUAGAGGGUGGUACAGUGUUCAGAGUGUGUUCUGAGAAUUGCAUUAUUUAUGCUCUCAGUCCUGAGGUAUGGGAUCAAACACUGCCCUCUUAGGAGAGAGCUAGCUGAAAACUGUGCGUUUUUAGUGCUGCCCAACUAAUCUCCCUGGUUUGUGCUCUUUAAAGCUCAGCGUUCCUCUUAGCUGGUUUGUAUCUAGGUUAGCAAACCUAGGUAUUUUCAGGACUUGGGUGCUGUUUUGUAUGUAGUGGUUCAAGUCCUGGUUUAUUGUCAGAAUGAACUUUUACUGUUAUAGCUGAGUGGGCCAAUUGGAUCUUGGAUUUUUCCUGUUGUAACACAGAUUUUAUGUGUGUUUUCUCUAGUGCAGUUGCUGAGAAAUGGCCAAUGAGAAUCACGGAAGCCCUGCGGAGGAAGCAUCUCUAAUGAGUCACUCACCUGGCACCUCCAACCAGAACCAGCCCAGCUCCCCCAAACCUAUGCGAUUGGUGCAGGAUCUCCCAGAUGAGCUGGUGCAGGCUGGCUGGGAGAAGUGCUGGAGCAAGCGGGAAAAUCGCCCUUACUACUUCAAUCGCUUCACUAACCAGUCUCUGUGGGAAAUGCCUGUUCUGGGACAGCACGAUGUCAUUUCAGACCCUCUGGGAUUGAAUGCGGCUCCUAUGCCACUGGAAGGUGGAAUGAUAGAGACCUCUGUGGAGAGCAAGCAGAGGAAGAGGAGAUUCUCUGAGGAGGUUCCACCCAGUGGCAACAGUGUGAAAAAGCCUAAGGUGGAUGUUCCAGGGAACCCAGCUGCUCAGUCAGUCCCCAUCUCUCCCAGUAUUCCAGGGACCUCUGUUCUGAAGGCAUGGUGUGUUUCGCCUGAAGAUAAACAGCAGGCAGCUCUUUUACGACCAACAGAAGUAUACUGGGACCUGGAUAUUCAGACAAAUGCGGUGAUUAAGCAGCGGGCACCAUCUGAAGUGCUGUCUCCACACCCCGAGGUGGAGCUGCUUCGAUCUCAACUUAUUCUCAAGCUGCGGCAGCAUUAUCGUGAGCUCUGCCAACAGCGAGAAGGGAUUGACCCACCAAGGGAGUCCUUUAAUCGUUGGAUGUUGGAGCGGAAGGUCGUUGACAAAGGAACAGAUCCUCUGUUACCGAGUGACUGCGAGCCAGUAGUGUCUCCCUCCAUGUUUAGAGAAAUCAUGAAUGACAUUCCUAUCAGGUUAUCCAGAAUCAAGUUCCGUGAGGAAGCCAAGAGAUUGCUUUUCAAGUAUGCUGAGGCUGCAAAACGGCUUAUUGAAUCCAGGAGUGCAUCACCAGACAGCAGAAAAGUGGUGAAAUGGAAUGUAGAGGACACCUUCAGCUGGCUGCGACGGGACCACUCUGCCUCUAAGGAGGACUACAUGGACCGCCUGGAGCACUUGCGCAAACAAUGUGGGCCCCACGUGUCUGCGGCAGCAAAGGACUCUGUUGAAGGCAUCUGCAGUAAGAUUUACUACAUAUCCCUCGAGUAUGUCAAGCGGAUCCGGGAGAAGCAUCUUGCCAUCCUCAAAGAGAACAAUAUAUCUGCUGAGAUAGAAGCUCCUGAAGUCCAGGACAGGCUUGUAUAUUGUUACCCAGUGAGGUUGGCCAUCCCCUCUCCACCACUCCCCAAUGUGGAAAUGCAUAUGGAAAACAAUGUGGCGUGUGUGCGGUACAAGGGGGAAAUGGUGAAAGUGAGCCGGAACUACUUCAGCAAGCUGUGGCUCCUCUAUCGGUACAGUUGCAUUGAUGACUCUGGCUUUGAAAAGUUUCUUCCCAGGGUUUGGUGCCUUCUCCGUCGCUAUCAGAUGAUGUUCGGUGUUGGUCUGUAUGAAGGAACUGGCCUGCAGGGGGCACUUCCUGUGCAUGUCUUCGAGGCCCUCCACAAGCUCUUUGGAGUGAGUUUUGAAUGCUUUGCCUCGCCCCUGAAUUGCUAUUUUAAACAGUACUGUUCGGCCUUCUUGGAUACAGACGGGUAUUUUGGAUCCAGGGGCCCGUGCCUGGAUUUCUUCCCAAUAAGUGGCUCUUUUGAGGCAAAUCCUCCAUUCUGUGAGGAGCUGAUGGAUGCCAUGGUAUCUCAUUUUGAGAAACUGCUGGAGAGUUCCAGCGAGCCCCUCUCCUUUAUCGUCUUCAUCCCUGAGUGGAGGGACCCUCCUACGCCAGCCCUGACUCGCAUGGAACAGAGCAAGUUCAAGCGGCACCAGCUCAUCCUGCCAGCCUUUGAUCACGAAUACCGCAGUGGGUCUCAGCACGUCUGCAAAAAAGAGGAGAUGUACUACAAGGCUGUGCACAACACUGCCGUCCUCUUCCUGCAGAACAGUGCAGGUUUUUCCAAGUGGGAGCCUACCCCGGAGCGGCUGCAGGAGCUUGUCGCAGCCUACAAGCAUUCAGGCCGGACCCUCAGUUCCUCGAGUUCCUCAUCCUCGUCCUCGUCCUCUUCCUCCUCCACAGCAGACAAAGAGCGGGAGCUGGGCCGAGAGCAAAGUAGCAGCCGGGAGACUAAUCCAAACUAAUGUGCAGAGGUGAGAGACAGCAGGGACGUGCCGGCAGCCCUGAAGGAGGCUUGCUGGAGCAGGUGGAGAGACUGCUGGCGUCGUAGCACCAGCCUGGGGGACUCUCGCAAAGCAGCUCCACAGCACCUGCUUUCCUCUGCACACUUGCACACGGCCCCCGCGCAGCAGUGCCGGGGAGCGCCCAGCCGCCGGCCAGGAGAGGAGGCCUGGCUGCUGCCCUCGCCGCAGGGCAGAGAAACCAAACGUAGCACGGCAGGAGGAGCAGGCGGCCCCUUCGACACUAGAGCGCGGAAGGAGGGGGCAGCCGGAGCUGGGACGCGUGCACAGGUGGAAGGACGGACGGGCGGGCGGGCGGACAGACGGACAGAUGGACGGACGGCAAGCGUGACGAAGUGGCGCGUAGCGCCGUGGCUGGAGGGGUCCCGGCAGCUGGCCGAAGCCUUGCGUUGGCAGAAGAGCGGGCAGAGCCCGGGGGCUCCUCCGGCUGGACUGGCACCAGCGCAGCUCCGUGUCCAUAGUGUAAAUAGUUCUGUCCAUGGCGACUGUGCUCCUUGCAGGGUUUGUUUCCAUAGCAUCCGUGUUUCUUUUCCACAUGUCUGAGUCCCGUGUUCGCCGACGCUGUUUACCGUGUAGGAGAGGAGCGGAGGACAGGCGUUUCUUUGGUGUGUAAAGACGUCUUUGCAGCUGUUUUGUAGUCGUUGUGGUUUUUAUGCGGAGCCUCUGGGCUUUAUUUAACCUCCUUGGGUUUUGUUUUGUAAGGAUUAAUUUAACACCGCUAACCAUUUUAUUACUUUUAUCAAGAAGAGCAAAGUCUAUUUUUGAUUUCCGUUUCCUGGUUCUUAGGAACAUUAAAAACCAGCAUACAGCUCUG
Messenger RNA from Struthio camelus australis, 5713 nucleotides. NCBI's taxonomy places the organism in Eukaryota, Metazoa, Chordata, Aves, Struthioniformes, Struthionidae. The record is from RefSeq and is a predicted model, not a curated record.